Pestalotiopsis fici W106-1 is the source of this 2223-nucleotide messenger RNA. RefSeq lists its product as uncharacterized. The record is from RefSeq and is a predicted model, not a curated record. Lineage: Eukaryota; Fungi; Ascomycota; Sordariomycetes; Amphisphaeriales; Sporocadaceae. The coding region runs from base 1 to 2223 and encodes 740 amino acids. The transcript is spliced from 2 exons.
AUGACGACGCCCAGCGACCACCAUGAUUUCUUGGGUGUGCCUAGUCCGAGCAAUACCGCCGCCGUUUACGGUUACUUAGGUGGUGGCUACGAUGGCACAGACUACCACGACCCAAGGACUUCUUCAACCCAAUCUCUGGCGCCGUCUGAUUACGAUGAACAAGAAAAACGCAAGCUUCUGCUCAUAUAUAUCCAUGGAUUCAUGGGCAAUGACAACUCGUUUCAAAAUUUUCCCUUUCACGUGCACAGGUUUCUCAGGGAUCGACUGCGCAGCACUCAUGCCGUCCAUACCAAGAUCUACCCUAGGUACAAGACGUACAAGGCAAUCGAGGUAGCACGGGACAACUUUAGCAGGUGGCUGGAGCCGCACGAGUCUCCCGAGACGGACGUUGUGCUUAUCGGACACUCCAUGGGCGGACUACUCGCGGCGGAAGUGGCGUUGAUGCCUACCCGUGAUCGAAGUGAUAUAAGAAUGUUGCAACACAGGAUCCUUGGAACGGUCAACCUUGAUGCACCUCUACUUGGCCUCCAUCCGGGCAUCAUCACAUCCGGCUUAGCUAGUCUGUUCCGCAAGAAGCCUGAUCCGCCCAAGCCACCUCAAGCGGGAGAUCUGAUAUCUGGAGCAGCACAGACUCUAGGUGGCCUAGGACAAGGCUUGGGCUCACGACUUACCAUGGACCCUAAUUUCAACCCCAAUUAUGUCAACGAUGUCCGUAUGAAGGAGCGGAGCUGGUGGCAGAAUGUCGUUCACUUUGCUAGCAAGCACAACUCGGAGGGUCUCAUGGACGCUGCCACCAAACACAUAACAUCUCAUCUCGAAUUCGGUAGCUGUUUGAUGGAUUACAAUGGUAUGAAGCUGCGGUAUGAGAAAUUGCGACGACUGGAAGAUUACGACGACCUGGAGAACCGGGGAAUGCCUCAUGUUCCACCACAAGUUCGUUUCAUUCAGUAUUACACCGUUUGCCAUGGCUACCCCAAGAAGCCCAAGCCCUCGGAGUCAGAGGAUUCCAAGACAAUAGAGCCUGCAAGUCCAGAGAAUAACGUGGUAUCGGGAAAUGACGGCCAUCACAGCGAGCCCGCAAGUCCCAGAGUUUCUAGCGAAUCAAGCGGCAGUGACAGUCAUAGUGAGCCCUUGACUAUGCUUGAGCCGCAACCGGAGGCCGACCCGGAAGAUGAUUCAGAUGAAAGACAGCAUGGUGAUUUGGAAAGUCCAGGCGUUGCAUCUGAGCAAUUCCACACCCCCGGAGCCAGCCAACCUUCAUCACCAGCUCCAGGCACUGGGGAGGUCAUCGGUGGCAAUGUAUCUCACAGUGGAUCGCCGGAUGAUGGUGCUUCCCACGCCCCUGAUACGGCUUCUCCAACCCACGAGCCCAUGCCAAGGUUUACUGCACCAAGGAGAGCCGAGACUGGUAGAUUCAGGGAAGACUUGCCUCCUAACGCCGAAUUCACGGUUGAAGCUGCAUUACAGGAGUUCAUUGAUGGACUUCCUCCUUUGCCGGACGAGCCUCAGAAACCCGAUGAGCUCAAAAGCUACGAUGCCUCAAACAAGGAUAUUCGUAAAUAUGUCGAGAAGGAAAUGAAGCGGCGCAAUAAGGACUAUGAGAAACAAAUGAAGAGUUGGCGUGCAGCCGAGACACAGCGCAACAAAGCUAUACACAAAAUGCGAGCAAAACUACAGGCUGGGCAAAAGGAAGCUAAAGAUAAGCAGGGUGCGCUGGCAGACGCCGCUGCAAGUGUAGGUGCCGAAAACCAACAUAACCCCCAAGCUGAAGAACAUCCCGACACCUCGGAACAGGGUGCUGGAACGACAACAGGGCAUGAUACUCCAGUAGAGGCUGCUUCGAACCUUGGAAACAACAACGAGCAUAGUCCAUCACACGUGCAUUUCGAUGAGCUCAGGCCGGCGUCACCCUCGAACGAUGCGGGUCGAGACAGUUUGACAAUACAAAGAAGAUCUCAAGAAGGCACAAAAAAGCCAGAGAAGCCAGAGAAGCCUCCAAAAGACCGAAAAUUUUGUACUUGUCCCUCCAAGGUCAAUGGACAGAUGGACCCCAAAUGGAUCAGAGUCUUUAUGAAAGACGUCGAUGAAGUUGCCGCUCAUACUGGUAUCUUUUUCGCUGGUCCCCAUUAUGAGAAGCUGGUGGGUGACGUGGGCGAAUUGAUAUGCGAAUGGGUAGAGGCAGAUGCUACAAAACGCCUCGUCCUGGAUAUGGAGAAUAAUUAG